UCUGUAUCGAUCCUAUCACAGACUUGUGCAAAUUUCCAAGUGAUACAUCCUUAAAAGCCAAUUACACGCAUUUUGUUAAGGGGGCUCUGACUUUUCCGGGUAGCUAAGUAAUGCAGAGGCUGGCCGGCAGCCAAGCCGGCUGCUUAGGCCACUGUAAUGUACAAUUAGGCAAGAAGUUGGUACCGCAGCGGCCAGCUCUAGCAAGGCCCUCCCAUGGCUCGCGGCGAGGAAGCGUUGUGGUUCAGGCGCGUAAACUAGCGCACUUGCGGAAGAAAAUGUGGAAGGAGGCGGGGCCGCCACCCGACCUAGCUACACGCUUAUUCUCCGAGCGCAUCAUGUAUCUGGGCCUGCCUAUAGAUUCUUCUGUCGCGGAGCUGCUCACAGCCCAGCUUUUCGUACUCGUACAAGAGGCGCCGGACCCGAUCUUCUUUUACAUCAACUCAACAGGCAUCGCGAAAUCCACCACCAAGUUUGGUAACGAGCACGAAGCCAUCGCGGUGUACCACAUGAUGAAGGGCGUGCAGAAGUUCUGCCCCAUCUACACGCUGUGCGUGGGCAAUGCCUUCGGAGAGGCGGCGCUGCUGCUGAGCGCGGGCUCGCCGGGCAAGCGCGCCUCGCUGCGCUCCUCCACCAUCAUGCUGCGCCAGCCGCUGCAGCGGCUGAACGGCAUGCAGGCCUCAGACAUCGACAUCUACCGCAAGAUUACUCGCGAGAAGACGCAGACCAUGGCCAAGUACCUGGCCGCCUGCACCAAGAAGACGGAGGAGCAGAUCACCGCCGACUUUGCGCGGCCGCGCUACUUCAACCCCUACGAGGCGGUGUCGUACGGGCUGAUCGACACGGUGCUGGAGCCCAAGGAGGAGCGGCAGGUGUUCAAGGACUGGCACAAGAUGGGCAGCGAGAUCGCGGAGCUGGGGCUGUGGGAGGACGAGGAGCAGCCGCUGCCCACAAACAUCAUGUACCCGGGCACUUCCCAAUAUUGGCGCUCCGAUUUUGACGGCUGAGGGCGGGCUGAGACUGAGGGUGCGACCGGGGCAGGGCAGCAGCGUGAGGUGCGUCUUCACGUCUUCAGACACGGGCAGAGAGUUACAGAGAGCUGGUACCACAAUAGUGGGCGGAGGUAGGAAUUGGGACACAGGCUAGCGGGCUGUGACCCUGUGAGCCCCCCGCGCAGCGCGUCUGGGUGUUCAUGGACCCGUGAGGCCACCGUCGCGCUCCGGAUCGGGGAGGGGAAUGACGGGAAUGAGGGGGAACAAGAGGUUGCUAUGUGGGGAUAGGGUAUGUAGCAGGUUGUAUGCCGGUACUGGAGGAGUUAGCCUGGAGGAGUUGAGCUGUUGUCGCCGUUCCUGCUGGCACAGCCUGCUGUGGGUGUUGAUGCUAUGGGUAUGCAGCGCAUGGUUCCGGUCGCUGCCUCCUGUGGCUGUGGUUAGGCAUGUGAGCGGCGGCGCGUGCCCUAGCUCGCCUAGCAGCGCUGUGCGAGGAGGCUUAGACACUGUGGAGUGGAGCGGUGUGGUGUGGGGGAGACCUCCCAUGUCCUGCCAAGAGCGGCCGCGUUGCUGCUUUGGGGAAGAGCGCAAAGCCGACGUACAUGUUGGCUACCGUGUGUAGUGCUGUAUGAGGGGAAGUAUUAGCAAACCCCGUGGGCUCAAGGCACACUUCCCGCUCAGAGUUCUGGGAUGCAUAUUUGACACAGAUGUAUCAUUCGUUAGUCUUGCGGGUGGCACGCAAGGUGAACAGUAGGGCGGGACCCCUACAGAGCCCUAGGGAGCCCACGGUGCUUCACAUGGCGGUGGGUGAAGUGUUGCCAGCUUGUCUGCCGGCCGCAUGCCGCUGUGCUGCUGCUGCCGCCGCUGUUUGCUGCUGCUGCCGCUGAGCACGGAACAACCAGGCGCGAAGCAUGUCCCGAGUUGCUACCCAGAAAUGGCAGAGCUUUAGACCUUUACCUGGUUGCACGGUUAAGGCGCUGCGGAGUAGGGUUGCACCUUCCGUGUAUAAGGGAUGAAGAGUGCAGAAAUCAUGGCAUUUCGCGUUCGCACUAACGCACAUGAGUUAUAGGGAUGGGG
Molecule: messenger RNA, 2063 nt
Organism: Astrephomene gubernaculifera
Lineage: Eukaryota; Viridiplantae; Chlorophyta; Chlorophyceae; Chlamydomonadales; Astrephomenaceae
Source: the annotation of a GenBank genome assembly